Molecule: messenger RNA, 642 nt
Organism: Trichobilharzia regenti
Lineage: Eukaryota; Metazoa; Platyhelminthes; Trematoda; Strigeidida; Schistosomatidae
Source: the annotation of a GenBank genome assembly
AUGAUCGAUACAGAAAAUACAUUUCUGUCUCAAAUUCACUCAACUAUUUCAAUGCAGUCUGGACAGUUGCGACGUGAUCCGCCCCCCAUACAACCAUCAUCAAUUCAAAAGAUGUUAGAUGAAAAUGUCCGACUUAUCCACGGUCUUAUAGCACACCAGAGAAUGGGUUCAGCAAAAGAAGCAGCAGAAUUCGAACGUGUUUUGCACCGUAAUCUUAUCUAUCUGGCAACAAUAGCUGAUCGUACAACAGUCCAACCUGCGAGUACUCCUCACCCACCUCCGACUGGCUUACCUCAACCCAAUCAUCAAAUUCAAGGCUCCGCUCCCAAUUACCCUGCACAGCAUAUGGUCAAUGCAACACCGGAAAUUUCUCAACAACCUGUAGUACAACCGCAUCAGAUUACAGUUAACUCUUCAAUGCAUCAUGCCGUGCCUGUGGUGGUUGGAUCUACUACAAUAUCUACUGUCGGCAAUCCUAUUAUGUAUCAACAGUAUUUAGUUUCAUCGCAUAUUUCAAACAGUCAACAAGUCAAUUCACAAGUGCAUAUACCAGUGAUAUCUGGUCAACUUCAGCAUCAUGAACGGAUGGUUCAUCCGGUCAAUGGAAAAGUAGUGCAUAGCGAACAUAUUAGUAAUGCUUAG